AUGGGUGGGGGUGAUCGAACGGCUGAAUCUACUCCCGUCACUCUUCUUCCCGAUGCCAGCGGCGGCGGCGAAACCAACACCCCUACGCCACCCGCCUCCUCCGCAACCGCCGCCGCAACCGCCGGCGUGCCUAUCUCCUCGCUGCGUUUGCCCGGCCUUCAGUCUCUGAUUCUGCUCUCCGUUGUCGCGUACGCGGCCGUGAUUGGUUUCUCGCUCUCCGUGUCGCUUAAUCUUCCCGCCACUACCGCGCAGCUCGAAGCGCCCGGCGGCAGCCAAGUGGACGUUUCGAGCGCCGACGGCGGCGGUAUUGGCGCACGCGUGAAUCGCGGAGGAAACGCGAUUACCAUUGGUGAAAUCCUCCGCGAACCAUGGCGGUUGAUCUUCCCCGGGGGGGGCGGGGCAGACCUGCUCAAUGCGCGGCUGGGCUCUGCGCGGACGGAUCGUCUGGAAGGGGGAAGCAGGCGGUGGGGGAAGGUGGGAGCGCAAGACAGGGAGCAUGAGAAAACGGGGGAAGGGGGAGAUGCGGACGAUAUGGAUGGCACGGGGGGGGCGCAAGGGGGGAGACAUGCGUGGGGGGAGAAAGCGGGCGCGGAUGCGGAUUGGAGCGAUGAGCAGGGGUUGCUGCAGCAGUUGAUGUCUCUAGCCGAAGAUGAUAGCGAGCGGGGCGGGCGGGAGGGGGAGAUGGCGGACGAGGCGGAGGAGGAGGGGGAGGAGGAGCGAUGGCGUAGCAAGGAGGAAGACACGAGGGAGAAGGAGAGCGAACUAGAGCCGCUGAAAGUGUUCCUGCUGCCUCUCACCCGGGAGUUCAACUUUGGCAUGCUGCAGCCCAUCCCAAUAUAUUUCUGCUCACUCUCUGCCUUGCCUUCUCUUCUCUCCCACGAGCUUGCUCACACAUCCACGCUCUCAACCAUCUUCUCCGCGCCUUUCCCCCCGCCGUCCCCCACCCCCUUCCUUUCCCAGCAAUUCGCAGACGAGGGACAUUGGCACAACGUCUUCCUGCCACGUGGCAUGCCCGCGUCAUGGCUGGCCGUUGCUCCCUCUACACCCUCCUCCCCUUCCUCGUCUUCCUCCCCUUCUUCCGCUGCCUCCUCCCAUUCCUCCCCAUCUUCCGGAAUCUCUUCAUCAACGUCCACUACCUUAGCGCCCACUAGCCCCUCCACUCACUCCUCCACUCUCUCCACUCUUCCCCCAUCGCCGCUCUCAUUGGAUUCGCCCCUCCACCCUACUUCUGUCGAGGAAAUGCCUUCGCUCACUCCUCCCGCACUCUCGCUUCCGGGUUCAGGUGUAGGUGUGGUAGGUGUUGGGAAUGAGCCAGGGGAUAAGAGCGAGCAGAGUAAUGUGGAGGAGGAGGAAGAAGAGAAGGAGGAGAAGGAAGAGGAAGAGAAGGGGAGAGACGUGGGUAUAGCAGGCGGUACUGGUGAUAAGAUGGAGGAGGGAGAAGAUGGCUUGCCAAAUGAACCCACCAGGGUGAAUGACCAGGGUGGAGGGAUUACAAGAGGAGAAGCAACAGCAACAGCAACAGCAACAGCAACAGCAACAGCAACAGCAACAGCAGCAGCAGCAACAGCAGCAGGGUUAACAGCAGCAGCGUCAGCAGCAGCAGGGGGGGGUAGAAACGAUGGUAGUGGUGGGGCGAGUGUUGCUGGCGGGGGUGCAGGGAGCGCAGUCAUAGACACAGGGCCGUGGGUGCGUGGGGGCAGCAGCGCCAGCAUUGCACGCUACUCUGACCUGCCUUAUGAGCUGCAGCACAGCGCAGAGUACUGGCUCACUCUCUCGCUCCUCACAGGCACGCUCCCUCCCCUCCCCUCGCCCCUCUCGCACCGCUCCCCUCUUGCACCACUCAUCUCUCUCCUCUCUCCUCCCUCUAUCCUCUCUCCCCUCUCGCUCCCCUCUCUCUCCCCUCUCGCUCCCCUCUCUCCCCCCUCUCGCUCCCCUCUCUCCCCCCUCUCGCUCCCCUCUCUCCCCCCUCUCGCUCCCCUCUCUCCCCCCUCUCGCUCCCCUCUCCCCCAAUACUCCUCGGAUCUCUUUUCUUGUGUACCGAGUGUGGAGGUGGUGGAAGAGGAGCAGCAGGCAGACGUGGUGUUUGUGCCCUUCUUCUCCUCGCUCGCACUCCUCCACACCUCUCUCAACCACUCCUCCUGGGCGCACUUCAACGCCCUACAGGAGAGGCUGUACCGGGGCAUCACAGGCAGCAGCGCGUGGGUGAGGCGGGGUGGGCGCGGCUUUGUAUUCCCUGCAGGGCACCCGCUGAGCCUGGACCCCAUCGUGCACCGCCUCUCCCAUGCCACUUUUCUUGCCGUCGAUUUCUGCUUCCAGCCUUACCAGGUGAUGAGGAGCAGCAAGGAUGUGAUUGUGCCGUACGUGCCAGUGGUCACUAAGUACGAGGAUGACCCGGGGGACUUCACCCGUCGCCCCACGCUGCUCUUCUUCCAGAGCCACCUCCUCGCGCGCUCCCAUGGCGGCUGGCUGAGGCAGCGCGUGCACGAGGUGCUGGCGGGGGAGGCGGCAGUGACAUUCACGGCAGUGGCGGUCUUCAACGAGCACGCACGGGCGUCCAACCAGGCGCUCAUGCGCUCCUCCAAGUACUGCCUCGUGCUCGAAGGCGACACAUCGUCAUCGGGUCGUCUGUUUGACGCGGUGGUGAGUGGGUGUGUGCCGGUGAUAAUAUCCGACGCCCUCAACCCGCCCUUUGAGGCCCGCCUCGACUACACACGCUUCUCCCUGCCCGUGCCCGCCGUGCUGGCGGCUCGUAGAGGCUUCCUGGUGCGCUACCUCUGGCAGCGCACUGCUGCGGAGUGGCACUCGCUGUGGCUGCAGCUGCGCAACGUUCGGAAGCACUUUCUAUUUGGGAGCCCUCACCGUGCCUGGAGUCCGGAGAACCUCAUAUGGCAAGACGUGCGUGCGAGGGUUCACAACCUGACAUUUACCCAGAACCGCCGCAGACGAAUCCAGCGGCUUAGGAUAACACUGACCCUUGCUCGCAUCCACGUCGUGCCGUUGCGUCGCUGUCGUGUCGAACCGUCUGAAAGCCCUCGCCGCGAGCCGCGAUCGACGCCUUGCGCACAUGACUUUGUGGCACCAGUCCCGGCAGGUGCAUGCGAAUUCGACUUCUUAACUUUCGCGCAGUCAUUUCAGGCUUCUUUUACUGCCUGGGUGCCAACUUUACUCGCAACGUUCUCUUGGCUUCACCCUGGAGUUUCGAAGCAGUUUCCUCCCAGUGCGACGUCUCUAAUACAGCUUCGCAGCAGGAAGCUCUACAGCAAUAGCAGCAGCAGCAGCAGCAGCAGCAGCAGCAGCAGCAGCAGCAGCAGCAGCAGCAGCAGCAGCAGCAUUAGCGGCACAGCCGAGCAGUCAGGGCCAGCAGGCAUGGCGUCGUCGUCGUCAGCGGCGGUGUCGAGCAGUCGCGCGCGCAUGGACCAGAUAGUAUCGGAGUUCCUCGCCAAGAGCCUGCACAUCAUCCUCGACUCCAGGCUGCCGUGCGCUGCUCAUGCACCCGCGGCACCCGCAGCGGCAGGCGCAGGCGCAGGCGCAGGCGGAACCGCAGGCGCAGGCGCGCAGCAGCAUCUCGACCCAGCCGUUGGGUUCUCCGGUCCUUCGCCCCUUCCUUCCCCUUCUCCGCGCCACGCUGGGUUUGGCGCUGCUGCUGAUGUGGCAACCGGGGAGGCAGGUGCGGGGGCAGCGGCCGCCGCGGGAGGUGGCGGGGGGGGUGUGGGCGGGGAGGCAGGGGCGCUGGCAGGCGCGGGAGUGGGCCCCGCGUCCCGCAGUAGGAGCCUGCGCCAGCACGCGCCUUCCCCGGAAGCGUUCAUCAGGCUGUCCGCCCCAGGGGUUGCGUCGGGCUCAGGCGCCGGCGUAGGCAUCGCUGCUGCCGCUGCUGCUGCUGACGCUGCCGCUGCGGCGUUUGCUUCUCUCGGGACCGGUUCUGGUCUAGGCUCGCAGUUCGGUGGUUCUGGCUCUGGGUUGGAAGCUGCUGGGCUGGGCGAUUAUGGAACGGGGCGACGAGACUCGGCGGGUGCUCCCGGUUCUUCUGCUGGUAGUGGCGGUAGUGGUGGUGGGGUGAGUGGCGGCGGAGUCAGUGGGCCGCUGUUGUUGGAGCGGUGGGUGGUGCGGUACGAGAGAAGGCGAGGCGGCAGCGGUGGCGUGGAGCUUGGUGAUGGCGCUGCUGGCGCUGGUGGGGGAGCGGGAGGGGCAGGAAGCGGCGGGGGGGGCGGAGGCGCAGGCGGAGGGGGAGGCGGAGGAGGAGGCGUGGCGGUGGAUAUUCCAGUGGUACCCGGGGCGGCAGCAGCAGCGUCGGUGGUAUCUGCUGUGGAGGUAGCGCCGCCAGUGAUCACGCGAGUGAUUACAGACUACGUGGGUACGGGCGGGUCUGUGGCGGAACCCCCGCACCACCGCCGCCCCAUCCGCCACUACCAGGCUCCCCCAGCGUCGCUCCCCCUCUCCUCCUCGCUCUCCUCCUCCGCGUCCUCCUGGUCCCCCUUCUCGCGGAGAGCGUAUGGGCUGCUCGCGGGGCUCCCCUUGCUGGUUUCCCCCUCCCCGUCCCCCUCGUCCUCCCCCUCGUCCCUCCCGUCGUCUUCCGCCGCGCAGCUCUCGUCGCUGUCCUCCCCCUCCGCCGCCGCCGCCGCGGGGCGCGCGCUGGUGAUGUUCGCGCGCAGGCACAGCUUCGGGGGGAUGGAGGAGAGGCGCGGAUCCGCCGUGGGCCGUUCCGCCUCCGCGGCCGUGGGUGCUGGGGGCGGGGAAAGCGGCAGCGGGGGAGUGGGCGCAGGGGUAGCAGCGGGGGGAGCAGCGGGGUUUGCAGGGGGGAGUGGCAGCGGGGGGAGCAGCAGCGGGGGGAGGGGGCCCAUGGGGGUAAGUUUGUGCCACGAGAUUGGGUCACCCAUUUAUCAACCCAUGGCAGCUUGGUGUUUUUUCACAUGGCAUGCUCUUUUUCCUCCGCGUUCCUUCAUGUCAUGUCCCUCGAUAUUCUUCCCUGUUCCAGUCCCCCUCCCCUUCUAG
Molecule: messenger RNA, 4989 nt
Organism: Closterium sp. Yama58-4
Lineage: Eukaryota; Viridiplantae; Streptophyta; Zygnematophyceae; Desmidiales; Closteriaceae
Source: the annotation of a GenBank genome assembly